AUCUUUAAGCCCAAUAGAAUAAGAAUCCAACCGAAACUUAUAAAUUCUGUUUAGCAUCUCAUGUUUCAACCACCACCACCACCCAAAAGUGAAUUCGCCAACAGCGACUUGCUUGAAAUUUAUCAGUGAUGGGAAGAAACUCGAGACAAAGGCUGACUCUCGCGCAAUUCGUUCCUCUGCCCGGUCGAGAUUGAUGGGUCUGUGUAGUUCCAAGAAGUUGAAGGACCAAGUUUCUGAUCCUCAAAAACUCCGAGUACAAGAAGUCAUGCCUACUCCGGGAGUUCAUCUGCACAUCCAACAUCAUCAAGUGAUCAUGGAUAAUGGCAUUGUGCAGGUCACGUUAUCGAAACCAGAUGGAAUAGUCACUGGAGUACGGUACAACGGUGUCGACAAUUUAUUGGAAAUCCGUAACCAAGAAUCUAACAGAGGAUACUGGGACCUGGUUUGGAAUGCACCGGGAAGCAAGGGAAUAUUCGACGUGAUUAAAGGUACAUGUUUCAAUGUAAUAGUGGAGAACGAGGAACAGGUUGAACUUUCAUUUGUGAGAACCUGGGAUUUCUCUCUUGAGGGGAAGUAUGUGCCCUUAAACAUAGAUAAAAGGUUCAUUAUGCUUCGUGGAUCGUCAGGCUUUUACUCUUACGCCAUUUAUGACCAUUUGGCGGAAUGGCCUCCCUUUGAAAUUGGUGAAACUAGGAUCACUUUCAAGCUCAGAAAAGACAAAUUUCAUCGCAUGGCCAUAGGAGAUGAUAGGCAAAGGAAAAUGCCACUACCAGAUGACCGGUUACCGGGAAGAUGCCAAACUCUUGCAUAUCCUGAAGCUGUCAAACUUGUUAAUCCUGUGGAUCCAGAGCUUAGAGGAGAGGUGGAUGACAAGUACCAGUACUCAGGCAACAACAAGGAUAUCCAAGUUCAUGGUUGGAUUAGCGGUGAUCCAGCUGUUGGGUUCUGGCAAAUUACUCCCAGUGAUGAGUUCCGAUCUGGUGGACCGCUCAAACAAAGCCUAACUUCCCAUGUUGGCCCAACGACUCUUGCUAUUUUUCUCAGUGCACAUUACGCGGGAAAGGAUCUGGUGCCGAAGUUUGGACCUGGUGAACCGUGGAAAAAAGUUUUCGGUCCUGUUUUCAUCUAUCUUAAUUCUGCAUCUGUGGGGGACGAUCCAUGCUGGCUGUGGGAAGAUGCUAAGAUUCAGAUGAUGAAUGAAGUUGAAAGGUGGCCCUACAAUUUCCCUGCUUCUGAAGAUUUCCCCAAAUCACACCAAAGGGGUAAUGUCAGGGGCAGGCUGUUAGUCCAGGACAGGUAUGUUAGCAAUGACUGCAUUGUGGCAAAAAGAGCUUAUGUUGGGUUGGCUCCACUAGGAGAUGCUGGAUCUUGGCAAAGAGAAUGUAAGGGCUAUCAAUUUUGGACGCAAGCUGAUAACGACGGGUAUUUCUCCAUCAAUAACGUAAGAACUGGUGACUAUAACCUGUAUGCAUGGGUCCCCGGUUUCAUUGGAGAUUACCGGCACGACGAUAUCAUCACUAUUUCAUCAGGUUUGGACCAUGACAUGGGUGAUCUGUUAUAUGAGCCUCCUAGAGAUGGGGCCACUUUGUGGGAAAUAGGUAUUCCCGAUCGCUCGGCUGCAGAAUUUUAUGUCCCUGAUCCUGAUGCAUCGUACAUCAACAGACUUUAUGUGCACCAUCCUGAUAGGUUUAGGCAGUAUGGGUUAUGGAGCAGAUAUGGAGAACUUUAUCCCGAGAAGGAUUUGGUCUAUACAAUUGGUGUUAGUGACCAUACUAAAGAUUGGUUUUUCGCUCAAGUCCCCAGGAGGAAACAGGAUGGUACUCAUGAAGGAACCACAUGGCAGAUCAAGUUCAAUCUAAGCUACGUUGAUCAGAGCAAAUCAUACAAGCUCCGAAUUGCACUUGCAUCAGCUACGCUAGCAGAAUUGCAGGUACGAGUUAAUGAUCCGAAGGCGAGACGCCCUCUUUUUACGAGUGGACUUAUAGGAAGGGACAACUCGAUCGCUAGACACGGGAUUCAAGGGCUCUACUGGCUCUUCAAUGUGAAUGUCCCUGGUACUCUGCUAAACGAGGGGGCAAAUACCAUAUUCCUGACUCAACCUAGAUGCGACAGCCCUUUUCAAGGGCUCAUGUAUGACUACUUGCGUCUUGAAGGCCCCCAAUCUCACCCUUCUGGGUUGAAGUAGAGUUGGACUCGGCUCUGUUUACCAUAGUUUCUUUGGCGAAUGAUGAUAUUCAGGAAAACAGAGGUUGUCUAUUUGACCCGGUAUAGGUUGUGUCAGUAUAUACAGGACAUUCUGCGUCCUCCUCGUGCCGACUGGUGCACUUUGUACUUUCUCGAGCAAUAUUCAUGUGCUCAGUCGAUUUGGCAAAGAAACUGCUAGUAUGUGUCUUCUGAACUUGAGGGCCAUCGUGGGGCCUUUCAGAUGGGAUUGUCUAUAUGCAUGACACUGAAUUUUACCGGCAUUCGUUAUGUUGUUCA
This is a messenger RNA of Rhodamnia argentea, 2481 nucleotides long. Its product is annotated as probable rhamnogalacturonate lyase B. The transcript is spliced from 16 exons. Gene Ontology annotation, molecular function: catalytic activity; carbohydrate binding. NCBI's taxonomy places the organism in Eukaryota, Viridiplantae, Streptophyta, Magnoliopsida, Myrtales, Myrtaceae. The record is from RefSeq and is a predicted model, not a curated record. Bases 194 to 2185 code for a protein of 663 amino acids. Gene Ontology annotation, biological process: carbohydrate metabolic process.